Molecule: messenger RNA, 1284 nt
Organism: Colletotrichum higginsianum IMI 349063
Lineage: Eukaryota; Fungi; Ascomycota; Sordariomycetes; Glomerellales; Glomerellaceae
Product: Had-superfamily subfamily variant 1
Exons: 1
Coding region: 1-1284 (427 amino acids)
Source: RefSeq, a predicted model, not a curated record
AUGGAGCCGACCCGCCACAAUAUCGCUGCAGUAUUGUUCGACUUGGAUGGAACUCUUUUUGAUCAUCACCACUCGCUCGGAUCCGCCAUAUCAACAGUUCAACAGAAAUAUGACAGUUUCUCAGGGGAAAAUACCCAAGACCUCAUUUCCAAGUACAACAUAUCACUUCAGAAGGCCUACGACGAAUACCUGCGCAAUAGAAUCACUUACCAAGAGGCGGACUCUAGAAAGAUUCGCCUGUUUUUCAACGAGGUUGGGCUCCCAGAGCCGACUGCCCAGCAGAUCACCGAGUUCAGGAACGUCUACAAACCAGCGUACCAGAAAAGUCGAAGAGCGACUCCAGACAGUGUCGAGAUGCUGAUUCGUCUACGCGAGCACGGUUUCAGACUGGGAAUCGUUACCAACGGACAACUCAAAGACCAGCUGGAAAAGUCGGAUGCAAUUGGGGUCCGUCACCUUGUCGACAAUAUCAUCACCUCAGAAGAAGCAGGGUGUUGCAAGCCCGAUAAACGACUGUUUCACCUAGCCAUCGAGGCGUUGGGAGCCACGCUUCAGAACAGCUAUAUGAUAGGUGAUUCUGUGGACUCUGAUAUCAGGGGAGGUCUUGAAUGCGGAAUCGAGACCAUUUUGUAUUCGCCCGUUGCGACAGACUCCACGAGAGUAUUGUUCGGUACACCUGUGUCAGUCAUCCGAAGCAUGUCUCAGCUCCCGGGGUACCUCAACUUCAGCCUCCCACGAUUCGCCCCAAAUAUCGCCUAUCAAAAUUCGCUAGUUGUUGCGGAGGGAAUCGGCAUGGACUUGAUUACCGAGCCACGGCACUGUCUCUGGUUGCCGAAGAAUACCGUCCACGACCUUGCGAAAGAACUGUCUGCUGUUCUUGCAGGCAUCUCCGUGGAGAACUACGUCUUUGCCAUCCUUCGAACCGAAGGAAUGGUCAGAACAGUCGCUAAAGCGGCAUCCCCAAUCAACGAGACCGCCAUACGGAUCUCUUAUCGAGGCCAAGGCGAGCAAAUGAACGAGCCGAGCACACAUGUCAGAUUUCACAUCACUGAGAGACUUCACAGCAUCCGGAUCGACUACGAAAAAUGCAUUCUCUCUUCGAAAUCAUGCAUUGAAGCUAGGUUGCUCGAGAGUCUUAGAUUGCUCCAGGCCUGUUGUGACAACCUCAUGCGAGACUACCCAAGAGCAGCAUUGCGAAAUCUCAGGUCUGUGAUGAUGAUACUAGCUGAGAUCGCUGGCACACAGGCUUCAUUAGUUGUCGAGGGCGAAGGAAUUGAGCUUUAA